AUGUCUUCGGCAAUGAUGGUGAUAGUCAUCGUCUAUACGCUCUUUUUUUUUUUAAGCUUGACAUUUGGUCAUGACUUCGAUCAAAGUUUGGGUAGAGUGCUGCCCGCAAACCUGGAAAGUCUUCAGUUUGGCGAUGCAUUUAAUCAGAGUUUGGCACCGAUGACACUGCCCAGUGGCCUCAAAAGGCUGCAGUUGGGCUUGGGCUUCAGCCAAGACUUGGCAGAAGUCACUUGGCCCAGCCUUGAGAAGUUGGGUUUUGGAGAUUUCUUCGAGCCGAGUUUCCAGGGAGUCGUCUUUCCCAAGACGCUGCGGACGCUUCUGCUGGGCUCAACGUUCGUUUCGGAGGUGUCCAAUGAGACCUUUCCAAGCAGCCUUGAGAGUUUGUCCUUUGGAGAGCACUUCGAUGAGAGUUUGCAAGGAGUCACAUGGCCAGAGAACCUUCAAAGCCUGUCGUUGGGGAACACCUUUAAUCAGGCACUGCAUGGGGAGCUGUUGCCCAAGAACUUGCAAAGCCCUACGGGCUUAGGUUGGCGCAUGCAUUGUUUUUGA
Durusdinium trenchii is the source of this 549-nucleotide messenger RNA. NCBI's taxonomy places the organism in Eukaryota, Dinophyceae, Suessiales, Symbiodiniaceae. The record is from the annotation of a GenBank genome assembly.